Messenger RNA from Oryza sativa Japonica Group (Japanese rice), 1883 nucleotides. Its product is annotated as pentatricopeptide repeat-containing protein At1g09410, mitochondrial. NCBI's taxonomy places the organism in Eukaryota, Viridiplantae, Streptophyta, Magnoliopsida, Poales, Poaceae. The record is from RefSeq and is a predicted model, not a curated record. Gene Ontology annotation, molecular function: protein binding.
ACGAAAACCCAUCGUUUUGAGCCCUUUUCGAGUUGAACUAUUCCGACUUGAGUAUCCACUGCGUGUUUACUUCGCAAUGCAUCGACUGCGUCACCAUGCCGCCCUCGCCUCCUCCCGCCUCCUCGUCCGCGACAACCAGCGCAUCACCGCGCUCGCCCGCGCCGGCGACGUGGCCGCCGCGCGCAGGGUGUUCGACGCCAUGCCCCGCCGCGACGCCGUCUCCUGGAACGCGCUCCUGACCGCGCUGUGGCGGGCGGGCCGCGACCUGCCCGCCGCGCGCAGCCUCUUCGACGAUAUGCCCUCCCGCAACGUCAUCUCCUGGAACUCCAUCAUCGCCGGAUGCCUCGCCCACGGCGACCUCGCGGCCGCCUCCGCCUACUUCGCGCGCGCCCCGCGCCGCAACGUCGCCUCGUGGAACGCCAUGCUCGCCGGCCUCGUCCGGCUCGGCAGCAUGGAGGACGCGCGGUCGCUGUUCGACCAAAUGCCCGAGAGGAACGUGGUGUCGUACACCACCAUGGUGGAUGGGCUCGCGAGGUGCGGGGAGGUCGCUAGCGCGCGAGAGCUGUUUGACGCAAUGCCUACAAGGAACUUGGUUUCGUGGGCUGCAAUGAUAAGUGGGUAUGUCGACAACAACAUGUUGGAAGAGGCAAGAAAAUUGUUCGAGGCAAUGCCAGAGAAGAAUGUUGUGGCAUGCACUGCGAUGAUCACAGGGUAUUGCAAGGAGGGCGAUUUGCAGAACGCCAGAAGGCUGUUUGAUGGGAUUCGUGCCAAGGAUGUCAUAUCUUGGAACGCCAUUAUUUCUGGAUAUGUUCAUAAUGGACUUGGAGAAGAAGCAACGAAACUGUACAUCAUAAUGCUUAGAGAAGGUAUCAAACCAGAUCAGGCAACACUUAUUGCACUACUGACAGCAUGUUCUUCUCUUGCUCUGCUCAGACAAGGAAGAUCAACACAUGCUGUUGUCAUCAAAGCUAUGUUAGAAUCAAGCAUUUCUAUUUGUAAUGCUUUGAUGACAAUGUAUAGCAAGUGUGGCAAUGUUGACGAGUCUGAGUUAGUCUUCAUGAGUCUCAAAAGCCAGGAUAUUGUUUCUUGGAACACAAUAAUUGCCGCAUAUGCACAACAUGGCAGAUAUCAGAAAGUUAUUGCUCUGUUCCAUGAGAUGGAACUGUGUGGACUGAUACCGAAUGAUAUUACCUUCCUUAGCAUGUUAUCAGCGUGUGGACAUGCUGGCAGAGUGGAUGAAAGCUUGAAACUGUUUGAUCUUAUGUUUUCCAAAUAUGCAAUAUCUCCAAGAGCAGAACACUAUGCUUGUAUUGUGGAUAUAUUGAGCCGAGCAGGACAGUUGGAGAAAGCAUGUAGUUACAUAAAGGAAAUGCCUUCUGAGGCUGAGAAGAAUGUUUGGGGCACUCUACUUUGUGCUUCUCAGACACAUGGUAAUGUUCAGUUGGGUGAACUUGCUGCUAAGAUGCUUGUCCUAUCAGACUUUGAAAGUUCAGGGGCUUAUGUGAUGCUUUCAAACAUAUAUGCUGCUGCUGGCAUGUGGGGUGAAGUCAAUCGAGUAAGGAGCCAAAUGAAGGAAAAAGGUGUGAAGAAGCAACCUGGACAUAGCUGGACAGAGAUUGCUGAUAAAGUUCAUAUGUUUGUUGGUGGUGAUGCAUCCCAUCCUGAGAUGGACAUGAUCUUAUCCGAGCUGAGAAAAAUUAGCUUUCAUAUGCAGAUGGUCACUGAUAAAACUCAGAUGAUGGAAGAGCUAGUUCAAGAAUGUGGUUAGUGCUUUUUAUAUCAUCCAAAUUCUCGUGCGAGUUUAGUAAGCUCUGCUGUACUCAGAAUCUCCAGCUUUGUGCUCUAGGAUCAAAUUUCUAUGAAUAGAUUAUUCAUAUGAGAUA